AUGAUUCUCCUCCAAACGCUCGUUGUACAGAUUCGCCAGGGGACUGUGAGAGUCAAGACCUUCGUCAGCUGGUGGUGGCCACGCCUGCUUUCCCUUGUGGACGCUUCAACACUCAGACUGUGCAAAAUGGCCCACGGAGGAGGGGCCAGGUCCUGCCAGGACAUGCCCUUGGAUAGUUCGACCGAGGUGGUGCGGGUCGAGGGUAAGCACGGGAGGACCAGGAAGGACGGACGCUUCGUAUUCCGUGUUUCGACAGGAACUCCCAGAGGCCUGACGAACAAACGGUGGGAGCUCGAUGCGGGAAGCUCCGCAGAUUUGGACAAGUGGAUGUCGGUCCUGGAGGGUGUCACAACGCGUGAUACCCAGAAGGAGACCGAUUUUUUUGGGGACACGACGCGGGCGGGUGACUUGGGGAACUCGUUCAAGUUCUCCAUGGAGCUCGGGCCGUUCACGUUCGCCCGUCGCCCGCCUUCCGCGGCGACAGCAUUUCUGUCGAUGACUACCCGCUCAUCCCGGGUCAAUUCUUGUCGACGGCACCGGUCGUCGAUUCCGCUAACCUGGGGUUGACGGAGGUCGGGGACCUGAUUCUUCGGCAGGGCGACAUCCCGGCCUACCCCACGGACGACACACCGCUGUGGGCCCACCGUGUUACGGGGUCGGUCGGGGGUACUGCCAACGGGGGGCUAGGGUGUGCUGUGGAGGCAUGGUGGGAGAGA
Molecule: messenger RNA, 716 nt
Organism: Ectocarpus sp. CCAP 1310/34
Lineage: Eukaryota; Phaeophyceae; Ectocarpales; Ectocarpaceae
Source: the annotation of a GenBank genome assembly